AUGGCAAACUUAUCCAAGCAUUUCUUCUUUGCAAUAUUGCAACGCGCUUUGGUAAUUCUUACAGUUCUGGUUCAGGCUCAGGGCAAGUCAGAUAAUUUCAUCAGCAUUGACUGCGGAAUAUUGGAUGGCUCAAACUACACAGAUGAAACGACGGGCAUCGGUUACCUUUCUGACUCGAACUUCACAGAAACCGGCGAAAGCCAUGAGAUAUCACCCGGGUACAAACUGCAAACCGCAAUACAGCAGUUCUGGAACGUUCGGAGCUUCCCAGAAGGAAUCAGAAAUUGUUACAUCCUGAAACCUGUACAAGGAAAAGAUACAAGGUAUUUGAUCCGAUCAAGGUUCCUGUACGGAAACUAUGACAACAAAGCCUAUCUCCCAGUGUUUGACUUGUAUCUCGGGGUUCAUUUAUGGGACACGGUAAACCUUGAGUUUGCAGGGACUCCGGUAGACAUGGAAAUAAUACAUGUUCCAUCAUCAAAUUACAUAUAUGUUUGUCUAGUGAACACGGGCUAUGGGGUUCCAUUUAUAUCAGCGUUAGAGCUGAGGCCUUUAGACAGCCAAAUUUACCGAAGUCAAAGUGGAUCAGCACUACAACUCUUUAAGCGGUAUGAUUUUGGUACGACAAGCAAUGAAGCGACCAGGUAUCAAGACGAUGUGUAUGAUCGCUUGUGGUCACCUUUUUCAAAAGAUACCACCUGGACAGCGUUAAAUAAUUCCCUCGCUGAUAAGAACUCCUUAGGCAAGACCAUCUUCCAACCACCCCUUGAGGUGCUGAAUACUGCCUACACACCAAGUGGGACCAGCAAUUCAAGUGGUAACAAUAUGGGAUUCAAUUGGAAGCCUCCAAACCGUACAUCUCCAUAUUAUUUCUAUAUGCACUUUGCGGAACUACAGGAGAUCAACAACAACGAAUCUAGAGAGUUCAAUAUUUAUAUAAACGGGGAUUUGCUGCCGCCAGGAUAUAUUCCUCUUGAUCAGUACUACUUGCGCAUAGUUUCAGUGUAUACCGCCAUUUCUGAUCCAAUUAUUACACCUGAUAGCGAAGGGGUGAUUCAGGUCUGGAUUAACCAAACAGAAAAUUCAACACUACCACCCCUUAUAAAUGCCAUGGAGAUUUUCAUGCUUAAGGAGCUAUCCCAACGAGGAACAAAUGAAAACGAUGUUAAUGCUACUCUGAAUAUCAAGUCGGAGUAUGGAGUGAAGAAAAACUGGCAAGGAGAUCCUUGCGUUCCCAAGGCCUACUUGUGGGAUGGCCUCGAUUGCAGUUAUGACGCUAAUAAUCUGCCUCGAAUCAUAUCCUUGGAUCUGUCAAACAAUAGCUUAGACGGGAAAGUACCUGAAUUCCUAGCUCAACUGAAAUAUUUGAGAACUUUAAACCUACAAGGAAACAACCUUACGGGUCCAAUUCCUGAUGCACUUCUUCAAAGAUCGAAAAACGGUCUAUCAUUAAGCAUUGAUACAUACCUGAAUCCAUGUCUGUCGGGAUCGUGCGGUAAAAAGAAGAAGAAGAAGAAGAAGAAGUACAUAAUUCCAGUUGUUGCAUCUCCAAGUUGUCAUGUUCUUACACUCGAUUACACGGUGAGUACAGAGUCCAUUGGAGGGAGGGUGCCAAUUUUCUCAAGAAAGCAAAAAUUUAAAUAUUCAGAGAUCCAAAGGUUUACCAACAACUUUGAGAGGGUACUGGGUCGAGGCGGGUUCGGAGAGGUUUACCAUGGCAACUUAAAUGGCAACGAAGUAGCACUUAAACUACUUCUGAGAGUUCAUCAUAAAAACUUGACUACUCUUGUUGGGUAUUGCGAGGAGGGAACCAAUGUUGGGCUCAUCUACGAGUAUAUGGCCAUGGGAAACUUACGAUCUCAUCUUUCAGGUAGAAGUACAAACAUACUGAGUUGGGAAGAUAGACUUCGUAUAGCAAUAGACACUGCACAAGGAUUGGAGUACUUGCACAACGGCUGUAAGCCGCCUAUAGUUCACCGCGAUGUUAAGUCUACUAACAUCUUGUUGAAUGAAAAGCUACAAGCUAAGCUGAGUGAUUUUGGCCUGUCCAAGAUUUUUCCAAACGAGGGUGGUGCACAUAUUUCAACAAGUGACAGCACUCCCGGUGUAUCAACAAGUGUUGCAGGCACUCUUGGAUACCUUGACCCUGAGUACUACGAAUCAAACUGGUUAAAUGAGAAAAGUGACGUCUAUAGCUUUGGAGUCACUCUGAUGGAGAUAAUCACAGGUCAACCGGUGUUAACAAAAACUCAAGAUAAUAAACACAUAGUUCAGUGGGUUAGUUCCAUGCUUGAGAUGGGGGAUAUUAAAAAGAUUCUUGAUCCGAGGAUUAAAGGAGAUUUUGAUGUUAACACUGUGUGGAAAGCCGUUGAAAUAUCAAUGGCUUGUGUUGCACCAAGUUCUAGAGAUAGACCAACCAUGAGUCGGGUAGCAACGGAACUAAAGGACUGUUUGACAACACAAUUAAGUACUGCUAGAAAGGACGUCUCUCAUGUGGCUACAUCAAAAGACGACUCGGACGAAAUGAUCUCCAGAAAUAUGAUCACAGAACUAACUCCCCAAGCAAG
Messenger RNA from Morus notabilis, 2567 nucleotides. RefSeq names its product putative leucine-rich repeat receptor-like serine/threonine-protein kinase At2g19230. The record is from RefSeq and is a predicted model, not a curated record. Gene Ontology annotation, biological process: protein phosphorylation. Gene Ontology annotation, molecular function: protein kinase activity; protein binding; ATP binding. Lineage: Eukaryota; Viridiplantae; Streptophyta; Magnoliopsida; Rosales; Moraceae. The annotation marks the transcript as partial. The transcript is spliced from 12 exons.